AUGGUGCAGGUACCGACGACCGUGACGGCUGCGAGCUCGAACAUGGGCACUGCCUCCCCGGCGGCUGGAAGUAAUACACCAUCAGGUCGGAUGAAGCAAGCCGCAAAUGGCACAGCAGCCGUCAAUCCUGCCGCCGCUCAGCUGCCGCUCAGUGCGAUGAAGAGUCUCCCUCUGGAUCUGACCAGCGUUGAGAGGAGGGGACAACCUACGGCCAGCCGAGAGGCCACCAAGAAGAUUCGACCACAUCAAUUGCAGGAGGCUCCUACAUACAGGCCAACCGAGGAGGAAUUCAAGGAUCCUUUCGCCUAUAUGAAGCAGAUCUCGGAAGAGGCGAGCCAGUAUGGUAUCUGCAAGAUUAUCCCGCCGGAUUCGUGGAAGCCCGACUUUGCGAUCGACACUGAGCGAUUUCAUUUCCGUACAAGAAAGCAAGAGCUGAACUCCGUCGAAGGAAGCACCCGCGCAAAUAUAACAUAUCUCGAUCAACUGGCCAAAUUCCACAAGCAGCAUGGCACAAACCUGAAUCGCUUUCCCAGCGUGGACAAACGGCCUCUAGAUUUGUACAAAUUGAAAAAGGCUGUUGAGACCAGAGGUGGGUUUGAGAAGGUAUGCAAGCUAAAGAAAUGGGCCGAGAUUGGAAGAGACUUGGGCUACAGCGGAAAGAUCAUGUCUUCCCUGUCGACUUCUUUAAAAAACUCGUACCAGCGCUGGCUCUACCCAUACGAACAGUACCUUCGACUGGCGAAGCCUGGUGUCUACCAACAACUGGAAUAUGAGUACGGUGGUCCUCUUAGCCCUUCCCCGGCCGGCUCGCCCAUGAAGAAAUCGCACCAUCACACACCCUCCAGUCUCCGACCAGAAUCACCAGCCAUUCGCGCCUCAGAUGCACUUAAUGCAUCGAUGAAGGAAGAGUUCGAGAAGGGCUUGAAGAGCAUCCCCAGACUGGACUCUCCUGCACCCGCCCCGCCGCAACCGAUGGCUUCGGGGUUUACUCCCGUCAACGCUGGUGGCUUCACACCUGUCAAUAGUGCUCCAACGACAUUUGCACCUGUCAACGUCCGGAGAGAACGUGAAGAGAGCAAUUUCACUCCCGGCAGGCGAUCAUUUGACAGCCCGCUGAUAUCAGCCAAGGGAACUCCAGAAUACCGUCCUUCUGCGUUGAGCUCUGCGCCAGUUGUAACUGGACCCGUUAAUGGCUUGGGAUCUAACCCGGCUUUGAAGCGGCAAAUGAGCGUGGACAGCUUAGACUCCCGAGGAAAGGGUAGCAGCCAGCCACCUGAAGACAGUGACAAUGGAGGAAGACGUAGCAAGCGCCUGAAGAAAGAUGCAGUGCCAACUGUGGCUGGAUCUCACAUGACGCUGUUCCGUCCAACUCCCCCACGAAUACCCGGCGAACAUGGCUCAUCAGCUCCCGGUGAGAAAUGUGAAAACUGUGGAAAGAACGACGACUUGGGAAAUCUUCUGGUCUGCGAUUCGUGUGACCUUGGCUACCACAUGCACUGUCUUGAUCCACAGGUUGCGCAGAAGCCGGACUACGACUGGAACUGCCCCAGAUGCCUGGUCGGCGAUGGACAGUUCGGUUUCGAAGAAGGUGGUAUCUACUCGCUGAAGCAGUUCCAAGAGAAGGCCGCCGACUUCAAGGAGGGUUACUUCCACAAGAAGAUGCCGUUCGAUCCCGUCUUGAAUUGCCCGAGACCAGUCACCGAGGAUGACAUCGAGCGAGAAUUCUGGCGUCUCGUUGCUAGCUUGGAAGAGACGGUAGAGGUAGAGUAUGGAGCUGACAUCCACUCAACUACACAUGGAAGCGGGUUUCCAACGAUCGAAAAGAACCCCCAAGACCCCUAUUCUACCGAUCCUUGGAACCUCAACAUUAUGCCACUCCAUGCCGACUCGCUUUUCAGACAUAUCAAGUCGGAUAUCUCGGGCAUGACCGUACCGUGGCUCUACGUUGGUAUGAUCUUCUCCACCUUCUGUUGGCACAACGAGGACCACUAUGCCUACUCGGCCAAUUAUCAGCAUUUUGGGUCAACCAAAACUUGGUAUGGGAUUCCGGGGGAAGAUGCCGAGAAGUUCGAGCAAGCUAUGCGUGAUGCGGUCCCCGAGCUAUUCGAGACACAACCGGAUCUGCUCUUCCAAUUGGUCACUCUUCUUACCCCCGAGCAAUUGAAGAAGGCGGGCGUCAGAUGCUAUGCCUUAGACCAAAGAGCUGGCCAGUUCGUGAUCACUUUUCCCCAAGCCUAUCAUGCAGGAUUCAAUCACGGUUUCAACUUUAACGAAGCUGUGAACUUUGCGCCAACCGACUGGGAGCCAGCUGGUGAUGCUGGUGUUGAGCGAUUGCAGGAAUUCAGAAAGCAGCCUUGCUUCUCUCAUGAUGAGCUUCUGUGGACAGCCGCCGAAGGCGCUGCCACUGGUGGAGUUACAAUCACAACGGCCAAGUGGCUUGCGCCAGCCCUCGAGCGCAUGCGAGACCGUGAAAUCUCCCGAAGAAAACAAUUCAUGGACAAGCACAGGGAGGACCACGAAGCUCCUUGUGUGGUCACAGAUGUGGUCGAAGGCGCCGGUCCUCGUUGUCACGUUGGCUUCACGAUUGACGAAGAGGAUGUCUCUGAAGAAAACAUGAUGUGCACGUAUUGCAAGUCGUAUGCAUACCUUUCGAGAUUCAGGUGCAACGGGAGCGGCAAGGUCAUGUGUAUUCUCCAUGCUGGUAAUUACGAGUGCUGCGACCAACCUGAGGAGGCACGAUACGCUGGAAACAACCAUACUCUGUACUACAGACGCACGGCGGAAGCUAUGGACGCUAUCUACCACAAGGUUGCAGACAAGGCUCAAUUGCCAGAAGUCUGGGAAGCAAAGGUCGAUAAGGCUCUCGAAGAAGGCGCAAAGCCAUCGUUGAAGACUAUGCGCGCAUUGGUCCACGAGGGCGAAAAGAUUCCGUACGAGUUGGAACGUUUGCCAGGGCUCAAGGCCUAUGUCGAGCGCUGUAAUGAAUGGGUCGAUGAAGCAACCAAUUACAUUGUUCGAAAGCAACAAAAUCGGCGGAAGAACGAAAAGGCCUGGCGCAAGGGUAGCAAGGCUGCUGAAAUGGAGGAGCGCGACCGUGAAUACCGUAAAGUCGAGAAUAUCAUCAAGUUACUCGAGCAAGCUAAAAGGCUGGGUUUCGAAUGCUCUGAGAUCACCCAAUUGACCGACCGCGCUAAUGCUAUCAAGCGAUUCCGUAAGGAUGCGCAAGAAGCAACCAAGAACGUCAUCCUGCGUAAGACUCAAGAUUUCGAGGACUUGUUGGAGCUCGGCCGCUCCUUCAACGUCGACCUUUGGGAAGUUGACGAGCUUGACAAGAUCGUCCAGCAAAUGAAGUGGAAUGAUCGCGCAUUGGCCCACCGUGGCAUUCCGCUCAGCCUCAAGGAAGUCCACGAUAUAAUUGAGGAGGGUGUGCGGCUCGAGGUUCCCAUCUACAAUGACUACCUCAAUCAUUACAAAGAACAACGUGACGCAGGAAUGGCUUGGGAAACCAAGGCCAAGGAACUCAUAAACGCCGAAAUUGUCCACUACCCUCAACUCGAAGCUCUAUCCGCUCAAGCUCAAGCCGCGGCACUUCCUGUUUCUCCAGAGACGCUCGCUGCUGUUGAUCAAAUUCUCAACAAGCAGCGUGAGGCUCACCGACAAAUCUUAUCCCUUUAUGAGCGAAGUCGCAACGGAGACUUUGCGAGACGUCCGAAGUACUCCGAGGUUCGUGAGACCAUGGAGCGUCUGGCAGAGCUGAAUAGUAAGCCCAGUGGCACUCUUGAUCUCGAGAAGGAACAGAAGCGUCAUGAAGAUUGGAUGCGCAAGGGCAAGAAAUUGUUCGGAAAGGCCAAUGCUCCGUUGCACAUCCUCAAGUCUCAUAUGGAGUAUGUCCUGGAGAGAAACGUUGAUUGCUUCGACAUCGAGGCGGAUAAGCCUCGGAUGCCCGCAGAGCCUGCUUCGCGGGAGCCGAGUCCUGUCGAUGGUAAGCUACAUAGCUGGGAGGAUCCAAGAUUCCGCGAGGUCUUCUGCAUCUGCCGUCGCAUCGAAGCUGGCAUGAUGAUUGAGUGUGAGCUGUGUCACGAAUGGUACCACGGUAAAUGUCUGAAGAUCGCCCGCGGAAAGGUCAAGGACGACGAAAAGUACACCUGCCCCAUCUGCGACUGGCGUGUGAAAAUCCCUCGUGACGCUGCCCGGCCAAAGCUUGAGGAUCUGCAAUCCUGGCAGGAUGAGAUUCCUGGCCUUCCAUUUCAACCUGACGAAGAGGAAAUCCUCAUGAAGAUCAUCGACAACGCGCAAGAAUUCCGAUCCCAUGUGGCUCCGUUCUGUAACCCUGUGAUGGCCACCGCUGAUGAAUGCGAGACUCAACGUUUCUACCUGCGGAAGAUUGAAGGCGCCGAGAUUCUCCUCUCAUUCGAGACCAACUUCUUCCGCCAAGAGCUUCACAAGUGGUCCCCCGUUGCGCCCGAACCUCCGCCCGUCCUCGAGGUCUCCAAGUCUACCCGAAAGCCCCGCCCAACAAAGCUACAAAAGCUGAUGGCUCAACAUGGUGUCGAUGAUCCCGAGCAACUACCCCCGGCAUACCGCACCAAAGCCUACAGUAUCAAGGCCCGCAAGUCAAGCGAGCCGUCAACGCGGCCCCCAACUCUGCAGCCUGCUCCUGGCCGCUCUGGCUCCGAUACACCCACUGUGCACAGCUUCCCCACCCAACCAUCCAUGCAUCCCCAUGGCGGGCCCAUCCUCUCGGGUAUCUCAGGCAUUUCAGCUGCUCACGACCACGCUCAUCCGACGCACUACGGUGGCUUCGCCGGUAUCCAAGAUCCGCACUUUAGCAUGAGCCCGCCCUCCACGGCCUCCCCGGCCUUCGUACCGCACGCCUUCCUACACGGCGGCAUGCAAAGCCCCGGUUUCGGUGGCCCGCAGCGUCAAUCCGGUAUCUUCAACGACGCGGCCUUCGGCAGACUUGACUCUGUCGCGUUAGGUCCUGCUCCAGGCAACGAAAGCCCGAUGCGCGAAACGUUUGCGGGUAGUAGCCAGGGUGUGUCGCGGAUGUUCGACGAAUUGACGAAUCAAGAAGAUGGCGAUGAGAGAGGCCCCAAGGACGAGAAGAAGGAGAAGGAGGCAGUGACGGGUAGUUGGGACGCGGAUGAGGAUAUGGAUAUGUUUCUUAAUGGUCCUUGA
Messenger RNA from Drepanopeziza brunnea f. sp. 'multigermtubi' MB_m1, 5178 nucleotides. RefSeq lists its product as uncharacterized. Gene Ontology annotation, cellular component: nucleus; chromatin. The record is from RefSeq and is a predicted model, not a curated record. Gene Ontology annotation, molecular function: histone H3K4me/H3K4me2/H3K4me3 demethylase activity; DNA binding. Lineage: Eukaryota; Fungi; Ascomycota; Leotiomycetes; Helotiales; Drepanopezizaceae. Gene Ontology annotation, biological process: regulation of DNA-templated transcription; chromatin remodeling.